GCCUCGUUACGCAAUCGGAAGUGAACCUCACUAUCGAUACUGCUGCUUUGGGGAUCUUCGGUGCGGCGAAGCAAGCUAGCAAGAGGAGGACGGAAGAGGAUACAGCCCACGCUCCAUUCCUCUUCCUCCUGGCAAAAUAUCCGCACGAGUCCUACCGCGUGCGGCGGCCGGAAGGAAUUCGCUCGGAUUGAGCGCUCCACCGCUGGGAUCCCGCCGUUGUUCGCGCGAGAAUCCACGUCUACCGGGGCUGCGAUCCUCGCAUCGCGGCUUCCCGUCACAUCUUGACCGAGGAAUUUCUGUGGAGCCGCCGUGGAGUCACCGGAGGCUUCUUCUGCGGUGUCCAGGGCGGCUGGGUCGUGUCCCGUUCGGGGUUGAUGCGCGGCGUCUCCGGCGCCACUGCUGCGACGUACGGCCAGACUGGUGCUUCAGAUCGCGGAGCCGGCCCGGGGUUGUCCUUCCACUUGCUGUGGCUGUGGUUGGGGAUCGGUGGUGGGGAGUAAGGCCUGGGGAGUGAGCAGAUGGAAGAGGACUGUACUUUACUAUUCUCGCUACCACUUGGAUUUCGCUCCAGUUAGAGAGUAGAUUAGCCUUAUCUUGCUUGCCGAUCAGAGCUUAGAGUGGUCUGGUCGUGCUCGCCGGAGCAGGUUCUUGGUGGUUUUUGGGAGCAGUUGCUCAAUCGCUGCAAGCAGAAGCAUAAUCGGGAGUUGGUUUGUCUGAGGAACCAGUCUGUGUGUGGUGGAAUCGCGCAAAUCCAGCUUUGCAGGGUUGCUGCAGCUGGAUAUGGUGCAUGCGAAAGAAUCUGGAGAGCUUGUUCGAUUGCUUUGCGUCACACAAUGUCUCGGUGCUUCCCAUUCCCGCCUCCCGGGUAUGAGGCAAAGCCCAGGAGUGAGCAUAAGGAUCUGCUAAAGAAGGAAAAUCACAAGGCAAAGAAGCACAAAAAGGAAAACACGGAUGUGGGCAAAAGAGAAAGAAAAGAAAAGGAUCGUGGUUAUAGGAAAGAUAAGCACAAGAAGAAACACAAAAGAGAGAAGCACAAAGAUAGGAGAGGGAAGAAAGAAAGAGAUAAAGACAAAAGACAAAAUUUGGAACUGGGAACCCAGAAGAAGGAUGAUCUUGACAAUAGAAGACCCAAACAAUUAGUGCAUAAUGAAGCAGUCAAAUAUAGCAAACAUAAAGAUGACUUGGCUACCCAAAUCACAGGCCAAGAAGGUCAUGCAAACCACACCAGGAGUAAUACUGGCAAGUUGCUUCCUCGAAGCAUCGAGUCCUUUGGUGUUGUAGGUUCUAAAGAGAAGGAAAGAACUUCUAUCAGUAGAGUGAAUGGGAAAUCCAGGCAAAUUGCUCAGCACAAUCAUGCCAGUGAAAAGGGAAAGAAUAAAACUAGAAUCUUGAGUGGUACGAGCCUUCAACUUGGGUCAGCUGAAAAACGUUCUACCAGAAUACAUGGUAGUAGUGGAGUGCGCCUGCAACAGGAUAGCUCUAAAGGUAUAUUUGUUACUACCACAGCCUCUCAACAGAAGUGCAGAAUUACACCGAGUGCAAAUGUUGCGCAGAGAACUGAACAAGUGGACCAACAUCCAGAUGGUUCUUCUCAUUCUGCAUAUGGAAAAAGUGACAGCGUGAGCACCAAGUGGAUGGCAGAGAAUAAAAAAGGGAAUGCUGACAAUUUUCAUUUCGGGAUGGAUAAGCAAUCGGCAAGAGGCAAAAGUGGAGCAGAUCAAGGGAGUGCAAAGAUUAAGGAGGCAAAAGCUAAUCAUCAGAAGAGUGUUAAAGAUGGAGAUAAAAGGCAUGGUGUAAAUCAGAAGGUUGUUAAAGACAGAGAUAGAGAUUGCAAUGUAAAGAAAAGAAAGGCUAAAGAUGGUAAUGAAGGCAAAACGAGGGAGAAAAGAAGUGCUAUAGAUGAGCAGAAACACAGAGAGCUUGACGGAGAUGGGGCAAGCAACAACUAUAUUCAUGAUCUAAUGUACUUGGCUCAUCUUAAUGGGAACAAGUUCACUUCUGAUGAUGUCAAGAAAAGGAAAGGCUUAAACGCUAACAGUUCUCUACAUGAUCAUCAUAGUAUGCCAUUGACUAAGAUGCCAAGGACGUCUCCUGCAAAUCAUCUUUGUGUGAAUGGGGAAAUCUUGAAGCAUUCUCACGGAACUGCACCUACAUUACCAGCGGGCACAAAUCCUCGUGAGGCAGGCAGGCUUGAAGAUAGCAAGGACUGCACCAAAAAUGGCAUGACCGGACUCCUCUACCUAGAGGAACACAAUUCUGCAGUCUCUCCAUCCAGCUAUGGCAGCAGUGAAGUCUCUCUGGCACCAGCUCACCCUGAUACCAAGUAUCUGAGCCAAGUGUACUCCGUACCAGCGGCUGACGACCGCUCAGAGUACAUUGAUCAAGACUGGUUGUUUUCUGGAGACCGUGUUCACCAGAAAACAACGAUGUUUGAGGCCGCAGAAGCACCCCAGGUCUGGGCUGAAGCACAGCUGAUCGAUUCUGCUGAUGUAGUUGCUCUGCCUUAUGUUGUUCCUUUGUAAUGUGAAACUCCUCCAUUAUGCGCACAUGAGACGGCUUUCAUAGUUUUGGGCUAUGAUCAGGAAGCGCAGAAGAUACGAUUCACUUAUUUGUUUUGCUGUCAUGCCAGCAUGGUUUUGGUGACGAGAUUUCUGGCCACUAAACUGCCAGUGACACCAGUUGAGGGUUUUGUUAUCUGUAAGGUUGUGCUGCAUAUCAGAUGAUACGACGGCCGACGGGCACACUUGAGAUUCUGUACAUGAAGCGAUUGGAUUCAGCGGCAAGUGUUGCUCCUGCUGUACCACCAGACAGUAUGGCGUUUUUCUUUCUUUUGCGAAACACAGUUUUGGCGUUGUAUUUGUAAAAAAUUCACGAAAGAAAUGUUUACAGGCCAAGGAACUCGAAACACGAAAAAUGAAGUGUCCCUGUGUGGCCUGUGUUUGAACAA
Messenger RNA from Aegilops tauschii subsp. strangulata, 2947 nucleotides. RefSeq lists its product as uncharacterized. Lineage: Eukaryota; Viridiplantae; Streptophyta; Magnoliopsida; Poales; Poaceae. The record is from RefSeq and is a predicted model, not a curated record.